Cucumis sativus (cucumber) is the source of this 1853-nucleotide messenger RNA. RefSeq names its product ethylene-responsive transcription factor ERF056. The record is from RefSeq and is a predicted model, not a curated record. Gene Ontology annotation, molecular function: DNA-binding transcription factor activity; DNA binding. Gene Ontology annotation, biological process: regulation of DNA-templated transcription. The transcript has a single exon. The coding region runs from base 512 to 1552 and encodes 346 amino acids. NCBI's taxonomy places the organism in Eukaryota, Viridiplantae, Streptophyta, Magnoliopsida, Cucurbitales, Cucurbitaceae.
UUGUGAGAGAGACGGCCAUUUUUGGUCUUAUAUAUACACUCUCAAACCUACCUCUCUUUUCAAGCCCAGAUUUCAUUCUACGCUCAUACACCCAAAACAGGGAUUACUAUUUUCUCUCCUCUUUUUCUUUCUUUUUACUCUGCAAUUAUUCUCUUCUUUUCAACUUCUUCCAUUUCCCCCCCUUCUCUGAUUUCCCCGUUUCUUUGAGUUCCCUUUCUGUCAUCAUCCUCUGUCUUUGUAAUUUUUCAAUUUUGCAUUUUCUGUUGUUCUACACCCAGAAGGCUGCUUCUUUGAACUCAGGUGAUUCUGAAUAGAGAUCCAGAUUUCUCUGUUUCUUUGGUGAAUAUUUUCUGUUUUUAUCGGCUUUGAGGGUGUUUUUUUUUAAGUCCCUCAAGUUGAUUGUAGAAACAAACUUGUUUUUCUUCUCCUUCUCUUGAACUAUAAUUUUGUUUUCUUGGGAUCUUUUAACACUUUGUUUUGCUAGUUUUGUAAGUUUCUUUUCACAAUUCACAUGGCAGCAGUUAUAGAUGUUUACGGUGGAACCUCAACGCCGGUUUACUAUUCGGAUCCUUUUAGCGAAGAAUUAAUGAAAGCACUUCAACCUUUUAUGAAAAGUGCUAUUUCAACCUCCUCCUCCUUUUCUCCUUCUUCUUCUCCUUCUCCUCCUCAUCCUUCUGUUUCUUCUCAGCCUAGAUUAAUCCCUGAUUUUUGCUCCCCGUCGAGUACCCGCUUGUUUUCUCAAGGGUUCUCGGGAAUUGAACAAAUGGGUUUUGAGCAAUCAGGUCCAAUCGGGCUAAACAAUCCCACCCCUUCUCAAAUUCUCCAAAUUCAAGCCCAAAUUCAACUGCCCUCACCAACUAUGUCUUCUUUCUCUUCUUCUUCUUCAUUCCAAUCCCAAUACCAUAACUUCCUUACCCCCAAAUCCUUUCCCAUGAAGCACAUGGGCUCUCCACCUAAACCUAAUAAACUCUACAGGGGAGUCCGGCAGCGGCACUGGGGGAAAUGGGUGGCUGAAAUUAGACUCCCCAAGAACCGAACUAGACUCUGGCUUGGGACCUUCGAUACGGCCGAGGAGGCUGCUUUGGCCUAUGAUCAAGCUGCUUAUAAGCUCCGUGGGGACUUUGCUAGGCUCAAUUUUCCACAUCUCAAACACCAAUUCGGAGACUUCAAACCUCUUCAUCCUUCUGUGGACGCGAAACUUCAAUCGAUUUGUCAGAGCUUGAAACAGGGGAAAACAGAGGUCUGUUCUGUUGAGGAUGAAAAACCAACGACCAUUCCACUUCCAUCCGAAUCAAACUCAGCAGUUAACAAUUUCUGCGAGCUAGAAUUGAAGAGCGAAGUGGAAACCUCAUCUUCAUCUUCAUCCUCAUCUCCUUCACGGUCUGAAGAUUAUUCCACUUCCACCGGAUCUUCCCCUGAUUCAAGUAUCAGUUUCUUGGAUUUUUCAGAUUCUCAAUGGGGUGAAGGAGUAGAAGCAUUCUGUUUGGAAAAGUUUCCUUCUAUCGAGAUUGAUUGGGCAGCCCUGAGUCAGCUGGCCGAAUCAGAGUGUUAAUUAGUAAUGUUUUCAAUGUAAUUUGUGCUUUUUGAUAAUGUUGUCAACUUUGUUACAAAGAUUCUGCAGUGAAAUUUUAGGCAUUUGCAGAGUUCUUGUGUUAAAAUGAAAGUUUAGGAGUCGGUCCAUGAAAAAAGAAUCCUCUUUAAAGAGAUUUGUGGUUCGUCUUUAAUGGGUUGUAUUCCAUUUUGGUCUGCAGGUUGUUUUUUCUUCUCUUGCAUGGCCAUUUUGGACGUCAAAAAAAAAUGUAAUUAUGUGCACUUCGUGUUUUUAAUAUACACAUGUUGGUCUCUUGUAGUCU